This is a messenger RNA of Erigeron canadensis, 689 nucleotides long. RefSeq names its product WEB family protein At1g75720-like. The record is from RefSeq and is a predicted model, not a curated record. Lineage: Eukaryota; Viridiplantae; Streptophyta; Magnoliopsida; Asterales; Asteraceae. The transcript has a single exon. The coding region runs from base 6 to 689 and encodes 227 amino acids.
CACUUAUGGAUCAACCCACAAGCCUACAUGAAAACCCACCACCAACAUUGCCGCCACUCGAUGACCACUCCACCGUAGACACGUCUAGUCCUUUCCGCUCGGUCAAAGAAGUCGUGGCUAUGUUUGGCGAACGCUUUCUAGCAACGAAAAUCUACACACCAUCCCCAAAACCCUCUUUCACCCUACCAAUACAAGAAAGUACCCCAAUAUGGAAAUACACACCAAAUUCUAAUAAAAAUUUAUGGAAAUCACCCAAAAAUGAAUUAGACUCUUCUCCUGUGGUCAUGAACAUCCUCAAAAAACUUGAAUUGGAGCUUGAAGAAACCAAGAGACAGUUAAACAUGCUCAAGGAAAGAGAGACAGAGACCGAGUUGUCUUUGGCUUCUUUGAAUGCUGAACUUCACAAGAACAUGUCAAAGAUAGCGAAAGCCGAAGCUGAGGUGGCUGGGAAAGCCGCAACAAUGAGAUCAUCCAUGACUUUGGCUCAAGUUCUAAGUGGUAGUAAUGCUGAUGAUGAUGAUGAUGAUCAGGCUAUUGAAAAAGGUAAAGAGAAAAGGUACCUGAAUGAAAAGAAAAUGUUGAAGAAAAAGCCAGUGAUUCCACUGUUGACAGAUCUAUUUUCAAAGAAGAAUGAGAAGGCUGAGAACUCAAAGCUGAGUCCAUUGUACGCAUCUUCUCUAAUGUACUAG